GCGGGAAACCAAAAUGGCGAGAGCGAGCGAACAAAAUCGUAACCGUUUACCAUAUUGUAAAAAAUGACUUUACGCGUUUGAAUAAUUUCUCUAAAGAAAUCAGUUCACUGCAGCUUUAACGGGAACGGAGCUCCCGUUGUCCGUUCUUGGUGUGGUUAUUUGUGUUUGUGAAACGUUGGUGCCCGGGAAAGUGACCGAAUGAGAGACUCGACAAGUUCGGAUAACCUGGCUGCCCAUCAAAAAUCACCCCCAAAUCGCCAACGCAAGUCACCGGUGCCCUUGUCACAAUUUCCCCUGAAAGAUGGGCUGACCGACACUGCCAAGCUCGCCAGCAAGUUUGAGGAGGGGCAGGAUGUCCUGGCUCGAUGGUCAGAUGGCCUGUUUUACCUGGGCACUAUUGCCAAGAUAGAUACACUAAAGCAUCGCUGCUUUGUGAUUUUUGAAGAUCAGUCUAAAUCCUGGGUUCUGUGGAAGGACAUUCAGACAGGGGACAGUGGAGGGGAGAUGCUCUGCUCUAUAUGCCAGGAUGAAAGCUCGGACCCUCCCAAUGAAAUAGUAAUUUGUGACAAAUGUGGUCAAGGAUACCAUCAGCUGUGCCAUGCCCCCAUAAUUGACUCAGCUGUCAUUGCCUCUGAUGACAAAUGGCUCUGCCGACAGUGCGUGUUUGCCACAACAACAAAGAGAGGUGGUGCUCUGAAGAAGGGGCCAAAUGCCAAAGCCCUGCAGGAAAUGAAGCAGUCCCUGCCAUAUGCUCUGGAAGACCUGGUGUGGGACCAGGGCCACAAGACCAACAUCCAGCAAUGCUACUGUUACUGUGGAGGGCCUGGAGAUUGGUUUCUGAAGAUGCUGCAGUGUAAAAAGUGUAAGCAGUGGUUUCAUGAAGCAUGUAUCCAGUGUUUUCAGAAGCCAAUGCUGUAUGGAGACAGGUUCUAUCUAUUUAUUUGUUCAGUUUGUAACAGUGGACCAGAGUACCUCAAGCGCAUGCCUUUGAGAUGGGUAGAUGUUGCACACCUGAGCCUGUAUAACCUGAGUGUAAUUCAUAAAAAGAAAUACUUUGACUCAGAACUGGAACUGAUGGCUUACAUCAAUGAUAACUGGGACAGGCUGCAGCUUGGCGAGCUUGCAGACACCCCUAGAGCAGAACGAUAUGAAUGCAUUCUGGAAGCACUUAACAGCAACCUCAACAUGUUCAUGUCAGGGAAGGAGAUAAAGAAAAAGAAGCACCUGUUUGGAUUACGGAUUCGCUUCCCACCAGGCCCCCAGAGCUCAGAGCUGCAAUCAGACCGAGAGCAGGAAAAGGCCUCCCAUGAGAUCAAGAUCAAAGGCAGGAAGGCCAGCAAACCCCCUCAUUUAACCAGCACUGUCACUAAUGGAUCAGUAAAAAAGGGAAUGAGGAAACAUCGCACACACUCAUUAGAGACAUUGGCCAAAUUGAGAAGAUCAAGUGAAAUUUUGGCACAGAAUGAUGUGAAGUGUCCAACUCUAGACAAUAACUCACUGGACCUGAUGGCCUCAAAAAGGGAAAAAUCAUUGCCCUCUUCAAGUACCUCUGACGUUGAAUCUGUUGGCGCCACUAGCACCAGUGAAACUACCUCAACCACCAUCUCAAGACAGUCCAGCAUAGGCAGUCCGAGCGGACCACGCACUGGAUGCUUCUGGCCCACGGUCACGCAGCCACUGAUGAAGAGGCGCCGGGGACGUCCACGACGAGCACUGCAGCCACCAAAUCCUGAGAUUCCGCCACCCUGCAUCCCUGAACCACAUCCCAGCAACAACAUCCCUGAUACCAGACCCCCUCCCUCCUGCAUCUACAACAGCAUGGACAUGAUGCAGGGCCUGGACCCUGACACCCAGCUCAAAAGCUCUAUCAGCACUUACUUUGGAGCCGCAGGUCGCUUGGCCUGUGGUGAAAAGUAUCGUGUGCUGGCCCGCCGUGUCACUCAUGAUGGCAAAGUACAGUACUUGGUGGAAUGGGAGGGGGUUACAGCCUCCUGAACUGGUCACAGGUCUGGUCACAUACAGUGUAUGCCUGGUGGGCCACCAAUAAUGUGCUUUGUUUUGCGACAAUAAAAAUGUAAUUCAUAUGGAGGUGAAUGGAGCAGUGAAUGUGACUGAAUGAAUGAACAUGGUUGACUGAGAUGUUUGAGUGGCCUCAGGACUACCAUAAAGAGGUGGGAAUUAAUAGUGUUCUGUGUAUGCAACCAUCUCUCUCUGCAAAUUCAAAGGACUGCCUUCACAUGAAUUGACACAUUGGAGGUGGUCAGAAUUUCAGUAUGAAGACAUAAUCAAGUCACUGCUAUGUCAAAAUAAUUCAAGUCCUUUCUUUUUGCCUCUGAUGUACAGGUGCCUUAAAGGGUUGUCAAACAUACUAUAUAUGCUGCUGGAGACUAAGGAUUUUGCUCUCCUUAUUCAGUCAAAACUUUUCUCAAAUGAGCAAGGAAAGAGAGCGCUAUUAUGGAUAGGGCACUUUUAUUUCCAUUUGAUUUGAUUGCACAUAAGCUCUCAUCCUCAACAUCCAGUGUUGUCUUGUGUCAGUUUAAGUGACCUAGCGUAUUAAUUUCAUUACAAAAUGAAACAUUAAAAAUGGGUGACAUUCUCUCAAAGCAAAAUAAAAAAAAACAGCAUUAAUAGAUCUAAACAUUUUGUCAGACAUUACACAAAUUCACUGUUGGCUAAUUUGAGGGUUUCCACCCCCCUUAAAAGUACAUGACAGAGCGCUGCAACAUUAAGAUGUCUCCAUGUAUGCCCCCUUUUUAUAUAGCUGUAAUAAAAACUGUUCAGCUGUUAAUAGCUGCCACAUGAGUGGUUUCAGUUCUAAAGGUUUUUUAGGCAAGUGCUAUUUUAGUUUAAUUCCCUCAGUUAAAUGAUUUUAAAUAUGAUCUAAUAUUCAUUUUUUUGUGGGAGGGAUAGUUUUGUUUUUUUUUUAAUUCUAUGCAACGUAAUUCAAUGUUUUUGUGUAUUUUUCAGCUUCACCUUAAUAUCCGAAAACAGCAGCGAUAUUUUUGUUACUAUUGACUCAGGCUUUUUGUUUAGUUGUGGUGCUAUUUAUUGCUUUCAUACAGCAGUGUACACUAACCAUUCACAAUGCACUCAGGAUACUUUUCACAACUUCAUUGUAAGAUUUGAUAGGAUGUUCAGAUAUAUUCUGCAAGAAAUGAAAUGUUCAAUUCUCAGUUUUAUAUUUUCAUACAAUUCUAAAAUCCUAAUUUUAGGUUUAUUAAAAAUUCUCAAUUUCAGUUGAAGUGACAAACUUUGACCUGAGAAUGCCCUGUACUCCAUAACAUUAUCUUACCACUUGCAGAGGUUGGAAGGAUCUUUGGUUUCAGGCAAGUGUUGGACUUCAACAUUAUUACCUCCUCAUUUUGAUACAAUGAACAAAUAUUAAGCUCUUGUGUUGUGUAUUAAGCAAUUUUUCUGUUGGUGUACCAAUAUUUAGGAAAGCUUACUUUGUAUUUUACUGGCUUUGAGCAGGCUUCUUUAGCCAAAUA
Molecule: messenger RNA, 3488 nt
Organism: Xyrauchen texanus (razorback sucker)
Lineage: Eukaryota; Metazoa; Chordata; Actinopteri; Cypriniformes; Catostomidae
Product: metal-response element-binding transcription factor 2-like
Exons: 15
Coding region: 199-1995 (598 amino acids)
Biological process (GO): chromatin organization; regulation of DNA-templated transcription
Cellular component (GO): nucleus
Molecular function (GO): chromatin binding; DNA binding
Source: RefSeq, a predicted model, not a curated record